Messenger RNA from Knipowitschia caucasica, 390 nucleotides. Lineage: Eukaryota; Metazoa; Chordata; Actinopteri; Gobiiformes; Gobiidae. The record is from the annotation of a GenBank genome assembly.
AUGAAGACAGAGGACCAUGAAGACAGAGGACCAUCAGAGGCAUUAGGAGAGAACGGGGCUUGGGAACGGCACCAUCAAGGCAUUAGGAGAGGACCAUGGAGACAGAGGACCAUGGAGACAGAGGACCAUGGAAGACAGAGGACCAUGAGACAGAGGACCAUCAGAGGCAUUAGGAGAGAACGGGGCUUGGGAACGGCACCAUCUGAGGCAUUAGGAGAGGACCAUGGAGACCAUGAGAGGACCACCAUGAAGAGACAGAGGACCAUGGAGACAGAGGACCAUGGAGACAGAGGACCAUGGAGACAUGAGACAGAGGACCAUGAAGACAGAGGACCAUCAGAGGCAUUAGGAGAGAACGGGGCUUGGGAACGGCACCAUCAGAGGCAUUAG